Neltuma alba is the source of this 489-nucleotide messenger RNA. RefSeq lists its product as uncharacterized. NCBI's taxonomy places the organism in Eukaryota, Viridiplantae, Streptophyta, Magnoliopsida, Fabales, Fabaceae. The record is from RefSeq and is a predicted model, not a curated record. The coding region runs from base 1 to 489 and encodes 162 amino acids. The transcript has 2 exons.
AUGGUAUAUCAGAGAGAUGAUUUCUGGGUUCGUAUAAUCCGUGAUAAGUAUAAAUACAGGGUUGACAUGCUACCUGUCAUGGAAAGCAGGAGACCCGGGUCGAAUACAUGGAUUGGGAUCAAAAAGACGUGGAAAGAGGUAAAGGAGGGUUUGGAAGGUAAUCCUCAUAGCGACGAUGUAAGGAACCUACGAAUCUUCGAAGGAAACAUUGUGCUCGCUAAUAUGAUAGUUGCUCAAUCAAAAGCCAUGGUGAGUAGUGUUAAAGUAGCUCACUGCAAAUUGAGGGGAACCCAUAGAACCAUAGAGGCACGAAAAGAGAAGUGGAAACCACCUGACCCAGAUUGGAUAAAAGUGAAUGUUGACGGUGCUUACACUCACCACUCCCAGAGUAUGGCUUGUGGAGGUGUUGCUCGUGAUGAUAAAGGAACAUUCCUUGUAGGCUUUACGUGUAGAAUGGAGGGAGAAGAUUGCCUCUUAGCUGAGCUUUAG